AUUACGACUAAAUAAUCAUGAUUAUAAUUGAUUUUCUAACCCUGGCGGCUGCCGCCUAGAGAUGUCUAUUUUGAGCUUUGAGAGAUGCAGGAGGACAGCAAACGCAAGGGCGAAUUAACGGCCAUGCAAAGGACGUUUUUACUCGCAGUAAUCGGGGUUAUGGGUAUCAAUUUGUAUAUUUUUCGGAAAAUAAAGUGACGUUGCACACGGUAGCUCCCUAGGCCCCCUAACAUAGUAGUAGUUAUGACCAUACAUGCCUCUAUUCUCGAAAUAAAGGAGUUGAUGGUGUCAUAUGCUAACAACCAUGGGAAAGAAAAAGGAAUCCCUCAACUCGUCUACGUGCCAAGGAGGGCCAAUCCAAAGCGGCAGAGUGUCUCAUGCAAUACAUAUGCAUGGGAUCUUCCCGUACAGCCGUAGUCUGGUGGAGAGAACCAUCAUAUAUGGGUUUGGUCUCCACAAACCCUAUUCAAACCUUUUUCCCCCAAUAUUAAUAUGUGAAAGGCGUAGCAAAACACGACCGCCUCGCAAUCUCCAGUUCUGUUGUCAGCUAUUACUAGCCAUUGAUAGCCACUGCGCGAGACUGCAAAAGGAGCUCGGUGAAGGAGCGCGUAACCUUCUUUUCCAAAACUUCCGCGCACGGGGAAAUUUCCCACGUCACAAGAAAAUUCGCCCAGCCAUUUUCACGUGACGUGACCUAGUUUCUCUGUCAAGAGGGGAGACCGCUGCUGGGGCCAUCCACUCCCUAUUCCAUACUCACAUAGGGGCUGAGAGAUAGGGCUGUGGAGCCACAACUAGACCCUCAGAGAAGGCUAUCACGGACCGGAGGCAAAACGUAGAGGUACAGAGCCAAUUGGCUCAACCGGACCACUCCUUGAUCAUGCCCAACAGGUACCAGAGCAACAGGAGGGACUAUCAUAUCGUCGUCCUGGGCGCAGGGGGCGUGGGCAAGAGUUGCCUUACAGCGCAGUUUGUCCAAAAUGUGUGGAUAGAGAGCUAUGAUCCCACCAUCGAGGAUUCGUACAGGAAGCAGAUCCAAGUCGAUGGGAGGCAAUGCAUGUUAGAGAUCCUCGACACCGCAGGAACUGAACAGUUCACCGCAAUGAGGGAACUGUACAUGAAGACGGGCCAGGGCUUCCUCCUUGUCUUCUCCAUCACCAGCCGCAGCAGCCUGGAGGAGCUCUCGGAGCUGCGCGAGCAGAUCAUCCGCAUCAAGGACGACGAGCACGUGCCCAUCGUCAUCGUGGGGAAUAAGUCCGAUCUCGAGGGCGACCGCAUGGUGAGUCGGUCCAAGGCUUUCGCGCUGAGCCAGAGCUGGGGAGAUGCGCCGUACUACGAGACGUCGGCGAGGCGACGAGCGAACGUCGAUGAGGUCUUCAUCGAUCUCUGUCGGCAGAUCAUCCGCAAGGGCAACGACGUGACGCAGGAGCCGGAAUACGAGCCCGAAGCGCCGAAGAAGGAGAAGACGCGCCGGCACCUGCUGCGCCGGAAGGACGGGCCUUGGUGCACGAUCCUGUGA
Molecule: messenger RNA, 1516 nt
Organism: Pseudogymnoascus destructans
Lineage: Eukaryota; Fungi; Ascomycota; Leotiomycetes; Thelebolales; Thelebolaceae
Gene: RSR1
Product: Ras- protein rsr1
Exons: 9
Coding region: 878-1516 (212 amino acids)
Biological process (GO): signal transduction
Cellular component (GO): plasma membrane
Molecular function (GO): GTPase activity; GDP binding; GTP binding
Source: RefSeq, a predicted model, not a curated record